CAUUCAAGUUUGUUUCAUUAUUGAUGAUAUCUAUCCACGUAUGUGUUGUGGUGAAGUCAAGUGCUGUGAUAUCAUUCAAACUGAAAAGCUUCAGCAACCCCGACCACUCGGAGCUGGACGGAGGCUGUUGUGACCCACGUUUUUUCAGCUGUGGAUCUUGUGAUAACUACUUCCUGAUCUGCCUUGAUGAUGCCAUCCUGGGAUCGAACGAUUUCAGCGACUGUGGCAUACGGACCAUCGAGACUGACGUUGUUUACACAGAUAAUGAUGAGUUCAACUUUCCCGCCAUAGUGCCAGACGACAUCCCAAACCCACUGGCCAUUAGCGUCUUGAGAUGGCAGGGAGGAAUGCGAGUAAAAUUACAAGUUUGGGAUGACGAUGGAAAUGGUGAUGACUUAAUUGACGAGUCAUUCUUGAACAUCGUUCAAAGUGCAGCCGUUUCGCAGUCAAGUGCCCAAUGGACAGAAUACAACAUGGGAACACACACGCAAUUCACAUUCCAGGUGAAGGUGAACUGUGUCAGAAACUAUUAUAAUUCGGACUGCAGCGUGUACUGUUCUCCACGGGACGACGCGUAUGGGCAUUACACGUGUGAUCAGACUACUGGGGCUAAGCUAUGCAAACCUGGCUGGCAAGGUGAGCAGUGCGACCUCGUUUUACAUUAUUGCGAGGUCAAUCCAUGCCUAAAUAACGGCACUUGUAAUGACUUUAUCGUGUUUUUUAACUGCACUUGCAAUCCCGACUACAUCUACGUCGAUGGUUUAUGUGAUGAGAAAGACGACUGCGCACAUCAUCCUUGUCUCAACGGGUCAACGUGCAAUGACCUAAUUGGCAACUUCUCCUGUACAUGUGCCCCGGGGUUCGAGGGAGAUUUAUGCAAUGUCGAUGAGGACGAGUGUGCUAGCGGGCCGUGCCGAAAUGGCGGGAACUGCACGGAGGGUCAACUGGGUAUGUUUAACUGCACAUGUCCGGCCGGGUUUGAUGGAGUUUUAUGCGAAACAGACACUGAUGAAUGCCUAUCUGAUCCCUGUGGUAUCAACUCGACCUGUGAUGACGUGGUGAAUGGAUUUGUGUGCCAUUGCAGUCUUGGUUUCGCGGGGAGAUUAUGUCGAGAUGAAGUGGACGAAUGUGCUUCAGGGCCGUGCCAACAUAACGCCACAUGCUUAGAUCACGUUGGUUACUUCGAGUGUAAUUGUUCUGAUGGGUACUUCGGUGAGCUUUGCGAGGUUGAUAUUGACUUCUGCGCGAACCUGACAUGUGCAAACAACGGCACGUGUCUGGAUCAAAUAGACGGGUUUCACUGUCUGUGUCAGAGGGGCUUUGAAGGCGUCAUGUGUGACGUAGAGACUGAUGAGUGCAUGAGUCGGCCAUGUUUGCACAACUCCACGUGUCAUGAUCUGCUAGCUAAUUACAGAUGCAUUUGUCAGGAUGGGUACGAGGGAACCAACUGCGAGGCGGACACGGAUGAGUGUGUGAGCUCCCCAUGCAGGAAUCAGUCGACUUGUGUUGAUCGAGCUGCUGGCUUUGUCUGUCUGUGCCAAGCUGGUUUUCAAGGCAUCUUGUGUGAUAUUGAAGUCGACGAAUGUGUGAGCUCCCCUUGUUUCGACAAUGAAACGUGCAUUGACAUAUUCAAUGGCUAUAGGUGCGAUGACGGUAUGGACGUAUGUGCCAACAACCCAUGUCUUAACGACGCAACGUGCAUGGACGGCGGUAUAGAUUUCAGCUGCCGGUGUCAGGCAGGUUACCGCGGCAACUUGUGUCAAUGGUAUAUCAAUGAAUGCGAGAGUUCUCCAUGUCUGAACGGCACAUGCUUAGAUCUUGUGAAUGGCUUCCAGUGUGACUGCGCACCUGGAUACGACGGAACUAUCUGUGAGCAUGACGUAGAUGAAUGCGCGAAUUCCGUUUGCACGUACGGGACGUGUGUCGACCAAAUCAACGGGUUCGUGUGUGUUUGCGUGGAGGAGUGUAUGAAAGGUCAGUGCGACAACGGGCAGUGCAUUUGUGAGUCUGGGUACGAGGGUGAUGAUUGUAGCGUCCAGAUUGACUAUUGCCGUAGCUCCCCCUGCUCAGACGGAACAUGUGUUACAUUAGUGAACAGUUUCAAGUGUGAAUGUGGGCCUUUUCACCAAGGCGACCUGUGUGACGUGUUAAUAGACAACCCUUGCUCAAUGUCCCCCUGCGUUAACGGUGAAUGUAUAACGUCAGAGGAGCAACCUAAUGGUUACCAAUGUACUUGCAAAGAGGGGUUUUACGGAUUCACUUGUGACGUAGAGCUGGGGGUAUAUGGUUGCGUCAUUUUCUGUGAUGGGAUACUCAAGGAUGCUCAAGCGUUCCAGAAGAACAUGGCCUCUCUUCUUGGAACACUGCUGUCUACAUUCGCACGGUCAACAGAGGACAGCAUUCAAGUAGAAGUAGUCGAUAUAGAGGAAUACAUGAGAUCUGACAAUGGGGGUCCUCUUUCCCAGGUGACAUUCGUUGCCCGGUCUUCAACUGAGUAUCUGCCCAAAGUGACGGUGGAACAAAGGGUCAACAACGCUCCAAAUGACUUAGUGAGCGAGCAGCUUGGAUACGAUGUAUAUAAGGGUAAGGCGAUACCACGGCUACUAACAAGGGAACAACAGAGUUGGCCGGCUACCCAUUGGUAUGUCUUUCUCCUUGUUACGAUGGGUUCAGUUUCCUCCAUUGCAGUAGGUAUAAUCAUCACACGUAAAAGACGCUCCCUUACUAUAAAUCCACCGGACGAAUGUCACAUCAACGAAGAUGACGGUCAAUACAGCACCGUGGAGACAAACUUGUCCAGCCCAGAACAUCUAUACACUGAUGACCAGUCUGACUCCGGUUCGGUCACCAAUCCCGUGUAUGACGCAUCCUAUGAGAAUUGCUAUGCGACAAUGAAAGGAGAUGCUGCCGAGUGCGACGCCAACGAAAAACCGUGUGCGAACAACCCAAUCAGAGCUGAUUUCAGUACGGGCGAGUAA
Molecule: messenger RNA, 2978 nt
Organism: Asterias rubens (European starfish)
Lineage: Eukaryota; Metazoa; Echinodermata; Asteroidea; Forcipulatida; Asteriidae
Product: fibropellin-1-like
Exons: 15
Coding region: 24-2978 (984 amino acids)
Biological process (GO): cell communication
Cellular component (GO): membrane
Molecular function (GO): calcium ion binding
Source: RefSeq, a predicted model, not a curated record